Micropterus dolomieu (smallmouth bass) is the source of this 5058-nucleotide messenger RNA. Its product is annotated as myocardin. NCBI's taxonomy places the organism in Eukaryota, Metazoa, Chordata, Actinopteri, Centrarchiformes, Centrarchidae. The record is from RefSeq and is a predicted model, not a curated record. Gene Ontology annotation, biological process: smooth muscle cell differentiation. The transcript has 15 exons. Bases 1 to 2517 code for a protein of 838 amino acids.
AUGACACUGCUGGCCUCCGAGAAGUCGCUUCUCAUCCGGAACAAGUUCCGCUCAGUCCUGCAGUUGAGGAUUCAGAACCGAAGGCAGAGUGAAAUCAAUGCAGACCCUGGGUUGAAACCUACUUGCCCCCCUCAAAAAGCAGAGAAAGACCAGAGUGAAGCUCUGCGUCUAACUGAAGAUGGUGCCGCUCAGAAGUUGCCCCCUAGUGGUCUGAAAACUGAAACUGCACAAGAGAGGACUGUGUGUGGGGCCCACAGGCAGAAGAAGGCUCGCCAGGUGCAGGACCUCACUGAGAGGAUCCACCAAUGUCCGCCUGGACCUGAGGAGCAACAGCAUGAACACACUCUGUCCCUGGAGAACCGUCCUAACUCUUUCCCUCUGUCAGCUGAUGUCUUCGAAGAUGACAUCUCCUCCUGCUCCCCCUCCUCGCCCACUGAGCAACACGGCGUUCACCAAUCACCAGCAUUUUCUUCUUUGCCAGGGCUCUCAGGUGACCAAUUAUUGAGUGACUUCUCAGCUGUGGGCCCGGGCCUUAACCACAGCCCAAGUCAUGCUCAGUCUGGUUUGGCGUUGCUCCCGGCAACCGAGGGCAUCAGACAACCGAUGAGUGUAACACUGGGUGAACCAAACUCCAUGUCAACAACUGGGAGACCAAAUGGAAUAUAUCUGACCUCUCAGUCCACACCCCUGCUGCCAAAGACAGCUCAGGUUCCCAGCCCCACCUGCUCGUCUUCCCUGCCCACCUCCCUCAACUUAAACCAUCUCCCCCGUCCACGGAAACCGCGGGACACCAAACCCAAAAUGAGGAAACUCAAGUAUCACCAGUACAUUCCUCCAGACCAGAGGGGAGGGCCUGGGACUGGAGGUGGAGGAGCCAAACAGAAGAGCCCUACUCCUACCCAGUAUUUAGACCCUGCCUAUUCCCAUCUCUUGAAGCAGCAGCAGGUCUUCCUCCAGCUGCAAAUCCUCCAGAACCAGCAGCAGCAGCAGCAGCAACAACAACAACAACAACAACAACAACAACAAAAACAACAACAACAACAGCUCACUGUUGUGCCAAGGGGAGAUCACAAUGAUCUUGUGAAGACUUCUGGAGCCAUGCCCCUGAAUCCCCAACCUGUUCCUGCCACAACAUACCACACCCCUAUGGACACAAACCCUGCGUCCCAGCCUGAGCUUCUCCCUGCUAAUCUUGUUGAUCUAACAGUGUCAGAGUUGCGGAAGCAGCUGAGGAAGCGUGGCCUCCCUGUCUCCGGGACCAAGCCCGCUCUUUUGCAGCGUCUCCGCCCCUUCCAGCUUCCCCACUCUUGCCUCACCCCUACUCCCCUCUGCCAGCUGGGUACCAGCUUGGAGCCCCUCACCCCCUGCACCCCGCUGCCACUGAGCCAGAGCCCCGGCUCAAGCUCCAGCUCAGGUCUAGACUCGCCCAGCAGGAGCCCGAACCAACAGAUGUACAUCCCGGACAGGGGAAUUCCUAAUGGGAUUCUCAGUGACACUUCAAAUGGAAUUCUGAAUACUGUGCCGAAUAGUUCCUCGAAUGCUGUGUCAGUCAGUUCGGCAGGUGAACAGUGUGGUCUUACCAACGCUGUUUUCCUGACUCCUGCAAGCACUGCCUCAGGAACUCCAAGUCCCAGUCUACCCAUGUCGUCCUUCUCACCCCUGCAGUGUGAGACUCCCUGGAGAACUGAGAACAAGCAGCAGCAACAACAGCAACAGGAGUUGAAUGUGGAGCUGGAGAUGAGGGAGCGGUUAAGGAGCAGGCCUAGGGGCCGCUCCACCAACACUGGCAAUGAGUCUUGUGGAGGAUCCCUUCAUCCGUUCCUGCAACAGGAUCCUGGAUACUCUGUAGACAAGCCAGAAACGGACACACAGACAGAGGUGUUGUUUACACAGGUGUUUUGCUGCCAACCGUGUGAUGUGAUUGGCCAGGAUUUUGAGCUGCCAGUGCAGAUUACAGCGAGUCCUGUUCAGACCUUGCCCAGUGUUCGCAGCUUGGAGGAUGAACUGCAGGAGGCUAUACAGAAAGCACAGAUGGACCCUCGGCAGUCCAUAGAUGACAUUCUGGAUGAGCCUAUGACUUGUGUUGCCUCUGUCAAUGUCUGUGAUCAUAAAUCCCCUCCCCACUCAGUCCCCGGCCCGUCACCUCCUCCUCCGCCUCCUCAAGCCGAUCAGAUACAGGCCUCUCAGCAGUACAGUAAGGAUGACAACUUCUUGCCAUCACCUCUUUGCUCCUCUCUCUUGCUGGAGCUCCCUCCAUCUCCUGCUGUAAUAAACCCCAGCCAGGUGAUGCCAGCCCCUCCUCCACCCCCCAUCUGUACCUCCCCUCUGCCGUCCACUGGGAAGUCACGGAAACGACGGGCUCCGAAACUGUUUGAUGCUGCUGACUGGCUUGAAACGCUUACGUCUGGCCUCCGCCCUCUUACUCCACCAACAGCUCCUUUUGUUGAAUCAGACUUCAGUCUGGAAACAGAUCUUAAUGUUAGUCGAGUGUUGGAUCUAAUGAUAGAGCAGUGGUGAGGUCUUGUGUGCGCGUAUCUGUUUGGAAUUCCUUUGUAUGUACAGUAGGUCAAUGGUCAUGAAUGGGGCAAACUUUAUGCAUCACCCCGAGGGCACAAGAUCGUGAAUAGCCUCCAUUCAUCCAUCCAUUCAUUGUUGAAAGGCUGUCAGAGUCACUGGCUCCACGCAAUGUCGAGAGCUGGAUUCAUUGCUAGCUUUGAUGGGCAACAAGAGCACACAUGCACACAUAGACACUGCAGAGCACUGUUUAAAAGCACUUGGGCUCAGUCAGAAAUGGCAAACAAGCAACACAUCUGUGGAUUGACACACUCCACGGCACAAUGUUUGCAGUGCAAAACAAAAUAAAACCUGGUGGCAUAUUAAUUUAAACAUGCUUCCUGGCUGCGCUAGGAGAAUGUUGUUUCUGACUUAUCUCCAAAACCCGUUGUCGGAUUGGGUUGAGUGUGGCCCCUGGUGUUGACUCAGUCAUUGAGUCCCAGCCAUUCAUAAAGCCCAUUUAGAGUGUGUAAAAGCCAGACAGAGCACACAGCUUGUGUGUGGCUCCAGACCUUAACCCCGGUGCCAGACACACAGUCGGCAUGCAGAGGGAGAAAGCUGGCAGAAUCUUCAAACAAGCAGUGUGUAUGCGUGCUUGUGUACGUGCAAGUGUGUGCGUAAGCUUGUGUGUAUGCGCGUUAAGUAUGUGUGUUCAAUAUGCCUGACUGUGCACACAUGGUUGCUUUUGUUUGUAUGUGUCAACACCCAAAUGCUUCCAUGUAUAUUUAUAAGCAUUAAUGCCAAAUGCACUUGUAGUUAUUUGCUUACAAUUAAGUGUGCGUGUUUUUGCAUAGUAUGACAGAUCUAUGAAAGGAUACAUGUGAAAGACAUGGAAAAGAAGCUGUGGAUUUCUGUGUCCGUAUUUCAGACCAGACAUUUCAUUGUAGUCUCAUUGCCAGCAGGCAGUAACUCCAGUGUAGUUAUCCAGUGUAAUCAUCAGAACAACCACAUUACCUUGUUCAAGUCACCGUUCUCCAGGAGAGCAAUCAGGCAACCACCCCAAAAAUAGUCCCUAUACAAAUGCACCAAUCAGACAAGUGAGAGUUUCCUCAUCGUUUUGCAAAAACAGGUGGUCAUUUUGUUCCCUGAUUAACCCCCAACAGUGUCUGGCCCACUGCACAGUGCUUACCCUGCUACUAGGAAAGCCAAUUUAUAGCCCAACCCCAUGGCCACACCUGUUCACUUAGUGUGAAUUAAUUCCACAAAUGUUUUAUUUGACAUUUUUAUGUUAAACUUCUGCUGUACAUUUCAAAACGACCAUUUAUAUUUAGAGAAAAUGCACUGUAGAAUUAGCGCAAAAAUAAUAUGUUCGGAGAAUAUGUAACAUGUCACAUGACCAGAGGUGAGCUUGUCAAUUGAAGCUGAAACAUUAAAUGCUGCACAUUUUCUUAAUGAUGACAGUAAGCAUUAUAUUCUACGUGAUUUAUUGGUCAUGCAGAAAUGGGCACAUUAUUUGUUUGCAUAAUACUCUUUCAGUGAGUUAUGUCCAUUCUCAACCCCACUUAACAUAAUGACAUCAAUAAAAAAAAUCUGACAGAGGUUAGCUGCCAUUAACCUCUGCUGCACCAGAUAAAUGUAAUUUAGAUACAAGAUCUCAUAUACAUGAAGUGAUAUUCUGCCCUUAAUUUGCUGCAUGUCCCAUCAAUCAUUUUAUAGUGUUCUGAUUGGAUCAGUCAUAUCAGGAACAGUUGUAUCAUUUAACGACUAAAUGGAAGUCCUUCUGUAAGACCACUUUAUUUUGAAAAAAAGGAAGGUUUUUUCUUUUUCCUCAGUACUGUGUUAAAAUAAAGGUUAAUAGCUGAGUGCAAUAUGAUGUGUGUAAAAGGCACAUAAACUGGCAGAUCUGAGGUCAUAGUAUGUUUAUGUCAUGUUUUUUGUAUGCAAACAUUUCUGUGUUGCUGCUGGCCAGUUCCUUGUUCUGAUGAUGAGCCGGUGUCUUAGUAAGCAAGACUGCCACGGUAAAUUAUUGGAAGAAGAAAUCUGUGCAUAGGCAAACCCUCAACGCACAGUGUUAUGUUGAAGCAAUUGUUGUACAGCUUUCACUACAGAGACUAUGAAAAAUGCAGUUAAAUGUGGAUGAUGGCUGUGAUAAUCAUAGCCAUCAAUACACAUUGCCUGCUGCAUAAAUGAAAAAAUAAAAAAACAAAGAAAAUUGGUAGGCAGGAGAGUAAGAUGCUACCUCCUGUGACUUUCAGUGCUUCAGGUCCGACAUCAGUGUUUUCCUUGUUACUUAUUUCAUUUCCGAACACUGGUGCAGAGUUUCCUGGAACACUCUUGAGACAGUUUCAUAGCUUUUAUACUUCUAUUUUAAACUGGGUUCAAAACUGACCUGAUCUAGAUUUAAAGCUGGUUAAAACAGACGGGAAACACUCGGGUGUUUCAGGUAACUGAGACUCUUUUGGCCACUCCUGCUGCUAUAAAUGCCUUAUUGUGAAAAUGUGAGAGAAAAUAAAAUGUGUUAGCUUUUAUUUAUUAUGUAACUUAUUCCUGCAAAAGAUAUCCAUC